Zophobas morio is the source of this 954-nucleotide messenger RNA. RefSeq names its product RE1-silencing transcription factor B-like. NCBI's taxonomy places the organism in Eukaryota, Metazoa, Arthropoda, Insecta, Coleoptera, Tenebrionidae. Bases 153 to 878 code for a protein of 241 amino acids. Gene Ontology annotation, biological process: regulation of transcription by RNA polymerase II. The record is from RefSeq and is a predicted model, not a curated record. The transcript is spliced from 2 exons. Gene Ontology annotation, molecular function: RNA polymerase II transcription regulatory region sequence-specific DNA binding; DNA-binding transcription factor activity, RNA polymerase II-specific.
UAAUCUUGCAUGACUAUGGCGCUAAAUAGUAAAAAAGCGGUUAAAAAUUAAGGUUAUCUUAAUUUUCAAGAUUUUUUGCGGAAAGUUCAUUUCUUUCACUCCACAAGCGACAACUGCACUAAUUUGGUAUUUAAAUUCAUCCGUUUCGGGUUAUGUCCGUUACAAUGGACAAAAACUACGGAUGCGAUGAGUGCGACUUUAAAACAAAUAAAAAGAGCUAUUUGAAACAACACAUGGUCAAUAAACACACGGCUUUAGACGACGUAGUGUGGUACAGGUGCGAACAAUGCUCGUACAAAGCCAAACAAAAAUCCAACUUGAAAACACACCAAAAAUCUCACGAAGAGGCUUUGUUUGAAUGUGAUGAGUGCUCGUACAAAGCCAAACAUAAAGAUCAUUUGAUGAAGCACAUCCAGUCGAAACACACCGCAGACGAAGACAUCAAAUGGUUUGAGUGUGACGAGUGCCCUUAUAAAGCGAAAGUCAAAUAUCACCUAACGCAACAUAUCCAAAGAAAGCAUACAGAUGCGCCGAAAUUAUUUGAAUGUGAAGAUUGUUCCUACGUUGCGAAACAUAAAGAGUCGUUUUUUCAACACCGGAUGAAUGCUCAUGAGUCACCAGAAGACAAAAAACAGUUUGAGUGCUCUGAGUGUGAUUUUAAGACCACCUGGAAAAUUAAUUUGACGAGGCAUAUGGUGCUGCAUUCAGAUGAGUGGCACCAAUGCGACGAGUGCUUUUUUAAAUCUAAACAUAAAUAUAAUUUGACUCUACAUGUGAAGUCCAAACAUGCAAAAAAAUUUACUUGUGAGCAGUGCUCAUUUAAGACUUCUUUGAAAGCGAGUUUGAAGACUCAUAUUAGGAAAAAUCAUCCAGAAUAGUAUUUGUGUAAGGUAGUAUUUAAUUGAAACGUUUGUGUGAUCAGACGUUUUUUUGGUAAUUAUAUAAUUAUGUAAA